AUGGAUCCGCACCAACCACCCAACCGCCCGGCAAACCGGAUCAGCCUGGUGGAUCUGGCCACGGAGAUCGCGGUGCGCAAGCGGUCGCCCCUCCAGCUGCCGCCGGCGCUGGGCCACGUGUCGUUCACGCUGGUGGCGCAGCUGGUGGGGGUGUCGGCGCGCUUCCUGCAGCCAGGCGCGGCGGGGCGGCUGGGGCUGGAGGAGGCCCUGAUGGCGGCGGUGCCUGUGGAGCGCAGUGGGCCGCUGUCGGACCACGGCCUGCUGCAGCGCUACCUCAUGACGCCGCAGACCGCAGGGGACGCCUUCUACCAGGCCGCGUGCGAGUUCUACCUCGGGCUGUAUGCGGGCCUGGCUGGCCUGGUGCUGGACCCAAUAGAGGGCUUCAGGCUGCCUGGCGCGCUGGGCGUGGUGGGCGCGCUGGCCGGCCUGAUCAAGGGCCUGGGCGGCCUUGCGGCGCGGCCCGUGGUCGGCCUCGUGGACGGCAGCUCAAAGGGCCUCCAAGGCAUCGGCCUGCUCUUCCUCGGGAAGCGCGGCAUCCAAGGCAAGCUCGUCCGCCGCGUCCGCCCGCCCGGCGCCGCCGCCGACGACCCGCUGUCGCGCGCGCUGCGCGCGCGCGCGGACGGCGCGGGCGGGCGUGAGGCGGCGGCGCGGGCGGCGCUGGUGGCGAGCUGGGCGGCGGCGAUCGGGCUGCUGGCGCCGGCGCUGGCGGGGGAGGGGGUGGUGGACGUGCUGGCGGCGCGGCACAACCGCGUUGUUGUGCUGACAUCAGCGCACGUGGUCUACCUCAAAGCGGAGCCGGCGCGCCCCGCAACACCCUCCGCCGCGGCGGCGGCGCAGCAGCAACAGCAGCAGCAGGGCGCCGCUGCGGGCGGCGGCGGCGGCGGCACCACGGCGGGAAGCAUGGUGUAUCAGCUGCGGUGCCCCGCGUGA
This is a messenger RNA of Monoraphidium neglectum, 930 nucleotides long. RefSeq lists its product as hypothetical. The transcript is spliced from 6 exons. NCBI's taxonomy places the organism in Eukaryota, Viridiplantae, Chlorophyta, Chlorophyceae, Sphaeropleales, Selenastraceae. Bases 1 to 930 code for a protein of 309 amino acids. The record is from RefSeq and is a predicted model, not a curated record.